AUGGCUGCGCCCUUGGUGCGAAGGGUUUUACAGUUUUCAAAGAUUAAUACUAUGUCUGGACAUCAGCAAUUUUUAUCACCACUAUGUCUUCUAUUAAAUCGUUCUCCACCUUCACCAACUACACAAUUUCCUGUGGUAAAAAGGACUUCAUUUAUAGAUGCAUUACGCUUUCUCUGGAGAACGCCCAAUACUGAUUUACCGUAUAGCAUAGUUGACCCACAGGAGAUCAGUCCGAUAAGAACUGUUCCAGAUCAUAUAGUGAGGCCCCCGUAUGCUGAAACUGGAAAGGUUCCACAAAAAGAUAAAAAAUGGUCGUACAAAGAUGAAAUAGACAUAAAAUACAUGCGUAAAUCCUGUAGGAUCGCUAGAAAGAUUUUGGAUAUUGCUAGCAAGGAAGUGAAGAUUGGAGUAACAACAGACCAUAUUGACAAAGUAGUUCAUGAUGCAUGUAUUGAACAUAACUGUUAUCCGUCAACUCUUAACUACAAUGGAUUCCCCAAGUCCUUGUGUACAUCUGUUAACAAUGUUAUGGUUCAUGGCAUACCGGAUUCUAGACCUCUUGAAGAUGGCGACAUUAUUAAUUUGGAUGUCACGGUGUAUCAUGAUGGUUACCAUGGUGAUGUGUCAGAAACUUGCAUAGUGGGAAAUGUUGAUGAUGAUGGAAUACGCCUCAUUGAAACUGCAAAAAAAUGCCGAGAUGAAGCUAUAAAAGUCUGUAAACCAAAUGGGAGGUUUAUGGAUAUUGGAAUAACGAUUGCGAAAGUUGCUACUGAAGCAGGUUUUUAUACCUGUCCCAGCUUUAUGGGGCAUGGCAUAGGAAAGAACUUCCAUGAAACACCAGAUAUUUUACACCAUGCUAAUAGAUAUACUGAUAUAAUGAAGCCAGGGAUGGUAUUCACAAUAGAACCAGUCAUUGCUGACAGUAAGACAUAUCCAAUGGUGCUGGAAGAUGAAUGGACAGUUGUGUCAUCAGAUAAUGAAAGAUCAGCACAGUUUGAGCACACCAUUUUAAUCACAGAGACGGGUGUGGAAGUCCUUACAAAAGGAGAAAAUGAAGACUGGUAA
Messenger RNA from Saccoglossus kowalevskii, 1065 nucleotides. RefSeq names its product methionine aminopeptidase 1D, mitochondrial-like. Gene Ontology annotation, biological process: proteolysis. NCBI's taxonomy places the organism in Eukaryota, Metazoa, Hemichordata, Enteropneusta, Harrimaniidae. Gene Ontology annotation, molecular function: metalloaminopeptidase activity. The record is from RefSeq and is a predicted model, not a curated record.